Toxotes jaculatrix (banded archerfish) is the source of this 2329-nucleotide messenger RNA. It is a transcript of the gene wars1, whose product is annotated as tryptophan--tRNA ligase, cytoplasmic. The record is from RefSeq and is a predicted model, not a curated record. Bases 186 to 1622 code for a protein of 478 amino acids. Gene Ontology annotation, biological process: tryptophanyl-tRNA aminoacylation. Gene Ontology annotation, molecular function: ATP binding; tryptophan-tRNA ligase activity. NCBI's taxonomy places the organism in Eukaryota, Metazoa, Chordata, Actinopteri, Toxotidae. Gene Ontology annotation, cellular component: cytoplasm. The transcript has 11 exons.
UACAGGAAGUCGUAUUUGUGAUAAAACUAUCUGACGUGUCUCCUAAAGUGGCCAUUUUGUGCAUCAUCGAAUCCAUACCGGAACUGUUGAGCAAACCGCGUUGCGUAGGAAGAAUUUGAUCACUACAUCCCUCAGGCUGAUGCAAGCUGUCAGUCGUCUGUGUGAGUACUGAAAGUGUGAAGAAGAUGACAGACUGUCAGGGAGACGGAGAAGCAGCAAAAAGUCUGAUGGAGCUGUAUGAGAAACUGACAGCUCAAGGAGACAAAAUCAGGGCCUUGAAAACAGCAGCAGCUGAGAAAGCUGAAAUUGAUGCUGCUGUCCAGUUGCUGCUCAAGCUGAAAAUGGACUACAAGGAAAUGACAGGACAGGAUUACAAAGCAGGAUGUCCACCCUCAGAAAACUCUGUUGUCCCCAACAAUGGACCAGCAGCAGAUGGUGAUGAUGAUGAUGAUGGGGACACAGUUGACCCAUGGAACGUUUCCAGCACCAACGCCAAGGGGGUCGACUAUGACAAACUCAUAGUGAAGUUUGGAAGCAGUAAGAUUGAUAAGGACCUGGUGGACAGAAUUGAAAAAGUCUUGGGACAGAAACCUCACCGGUUUCUCAGAAGAGGAAUCUUCUUCUCACACAGAGAUAUGCAUCAGGUGCUGGAUGCAUAUGAGAAGCACCAGUCCUUCUACCUUUACACUGGCAGAGGUCCUUCUUCUGAAGCCAUGCACGUUGGUCACCUCAUCCCCUUCAUCUUCACCAAGUGGCUCCAGGAUGUAUUUGACAUCCCCCUGGUGAUCCAGAUGACUGAUGAUGAAAAGUAUCUGUGGAAGGAUUUGACACUGGAAGAGUGCCACCACUACGCUGUGGAAAACGCCAAAGACAUCAUCGCCUGUGGCUUUGAUGUCAACAAGACCUUCAUUUUCUCUGACCUUGACUACAUGGGUUCAUCCCCUGAAUUCUACAGGAAUGUGGUUAAGAUCCAGAAGCAUGUUACGUUUAACCAGGUCAAAGGCAUCUUUGGCUUUACAGACAGUGACUGCAUUGGAAAGAUCAGCUUCCCAGCCAUCCAGGCAGCCCCAUCUUUCAGUAACUCUUUCCCACAGAUCUUUGGAGAGAGAAAGGACAUACAGUGUCUCAUUCCCUGUGCCAUAGACCAGGACCCUUACUUCAGGAUGACCCGCGAUGUCGCUCCGAGGAUCGGGUAUCCCAAACCAGCACUGCUGCACUCCACCUUCUUCCCCGCCCUGCAGGGGGCACAGACCAAGAUGAGCGCCAGUGAUGCCAACUCCUCCAUCUUCCUCACAGACACACCCAAGCAGAUCAAAAACAAGGUCAACAAACAUGCAUUUUCUGGGGGGAAAGACACAGUGGAAGAGCACAGGAAGUCAGGUGGAAACACAGACGUAGACGUCUCGUUCAUGUACUUGACCUUCUUCCUGGAGGAUGAUGAAGAGCUGGAGAAGAUCAAACAGGACUACACCAGCGGAGCUCUUCUCACAGGAGAACUGAAGAAGAUCUUGAUCGAGACUCUGCAGCCGAUGAUCGCCCAGCAUCAAGAGAGACGCAAGCAGGUCACAGAUGAGAUGGUCAAGCAGUUCAUGACUCCAAGACCUUUAAAUUUUAAAGCCUAGCCUGCUUGAGCAUCUGAGAUGUCGGGCGACAUUAUGUAUAUUAUCUCAAUGCAAGAACAAAAAAUGCAUCUAUCUUUUUUCUUCCUAAAAUUCAUGUAAUUUCUAAUGGGAGAACAGGCAUUUUCUCAAACAGUUUGCAUCAGAACUGUAGAAAAAUGGAAAUGUAAUUUACUGGAGACAAUGUGCUUCUCUGUGUCAAAACUAAGCACGGCAUUGUCCACGCCUUCAUGUUAAUUGUCAUGCUACUUGUUAAAUGUACACGUUUAUCUUCAUGGAGCGUUUGUGUUUGCAGCGUUGCUGUAACAUCACAAGCCCUACUCCACGCCCUGAAAUCACUUCAGGAGUGAAAGUAGAUUAAAGUGGACUACAGAUGUCUGUUAUGCAUAGUGACCAACAAUAACACAGUUACACCUCCACUUAUUUUACAUGGGGAAAAAACUAGCCUUCAGAACUGUGACUGUCACUUUGUGAUUAUCAAAACAGGUGUGUUUUAUACGGUGUGAAGAGAGGCUUAGUAUGAUAAUCUCUUAAAGAGUUCGAGCACAUACCAAUAAGUGUUCUUCUUUCGUCAUCAAGGGAACUAAAGCCAAUCUGUCAACAAAAGGGACUCGAAUCAAAGUAACUUUCUCUCUAAGCAUGGUCUAAAUCAAGGAGUUUCAUUCAACUUUUGCCCAGAUUACAAAAUAAACUGUGCUUCAACAACAAAA